AUGCGCAGAGAGCCCCUCGCUCCCUGCGCAGCCGUUUGGCUUGGAGAAAGCCCGGCGGGGGGUGUGACAGGGGCGGAGCUUGUCCAUCGUGUUACCCGCCGCCUCCAGUCCUGCGUGGAGCGGCCCCAGUUCCUCUGCGCGCGCGCACAGGCAUCCGGCCGCGCCGCCAUGCUGGGCCUCCGAGCCCUCCUCUUGCGGGGGGCGCGCGGGGCCUGGGGCUGCCCCCAGGUCCAUGCAUCUUUGGCUACAGGGCCCAGGCAAAAUGAUGGCACGUUUUAUGAAAUUCGUACCUAUGAUGUUAAGCCAUCCAAGAUGAAGGAGUUUGUGGAAUUGGUCAAUAAACACAUCCACCUUCGUGCAGCUCAUUCAGAAAUGGUUGGAUUCUGGACUGUGGAGUUUGGGGGCAUGAAUAAGGCGAUCCAUAUUUGGAAGUUUGAUAACUUUGUGCAUAGAGCCGAAGUCCGGAAAGCACUAGCCAAUGAUAAAGAAUGGCAAGGAAAAUUCCUCUCUCCAGUUCUGCCCUUCUUGAAUAAACAAAACAAUGAAAUUGUUUACCUGGUACCUUGGUGUGAGAUUGGGAAGCCUUCAAAGGAAGGGGGGGUGUAUGAGAUGGUAACUUUUCAGAUGAAACCUGGUGGGCCGGCUCUGUGGGGCCAAUCGUUCAGAGCUGCAAUCAAUGCUCAUCUCAAUACAGGCUACACGAAGCUGAUUGGUGUUUUCCACACAGAAUAUGGAUUACUUAACAGAGUUCAUGUGCUCUGGUGGAAUGAGAACCCUGACAGCCGUGCAGCAGGGAGGCAUUAUGCCCAUGAGGAUGCCAGGGUGGUAGCAGCUGUGCGGGAGAGUGUUAGAUUCCUGGAGUCCCAGCAAAAUAUGCUUCUGAUUCCUUUGCCUUGUUCACCAUUGAAAUAGUUUUCUACCAACUGAUGUAAUGGCAGACAACACAACUUUCAUACAGCAUUUUUAUCCUGAACUGUCAUGUGGGUCUCAAUACCAAUACAAUCUAGCCAAAUAUUCUUCAGUUUACUGUAUGUGGAUAAAACCUGAAUUCACAUGCUUAAUCUUGUAGUCCUCUGCACUCUGUGCACAAUAAGAAUUCAAGGCCUGCCCACCAUGCCGUGAACUCUACAAAUGCUUCAUAUUAGCCAUGAAUUUCUCAUCUUAUUGCCACUUGAAGAUGCAUCCAUGCAGAAGUAUUCUAGAAUGGGUACAAAAAGGCAAAAGGCCCUUUCCAAAGCUCAUAGCUGUGCCAGCGCAAGGAUAAUCGGAGAGCUGUUAUCUGUAUAAUGUACUUUGCUGCUUCCUGAGAAGGUCACAUCUUCCCAGUUACUACUUGCCCUAAAAAGCAGGAAUCUUAACCUAGGUUUUGCAUGCUGACCAUACAUCUCACUGGUGCGUCUGCUUGUAUUUAUUAUUUUUAAUGAGGUUGGAAUUAGGUAUGAAAAAUGUUGCAGUAAAAUUGGUUAAGUGGUGAUAUAGGGAACUCAGCUUAAGUAUCAGCAGAACCUUUUUCACUUGAACUACUGUAUUGCAAUUCACUUAAAUUCUUUCUGUUGUGGGUCCACAGCCCUUUAUUCAAUUAUGACUGAACAGUAAGUUACAUGGAUCACAUCUCCAUGCAAAUACUUGUUUAUUGUGCUGAAACCGAUUAUGAAUGAACUAAUUAAUUCUGAGAGUUUAUGGAUUGUGUAUCAGAUAAACUGGUCCACUAAAGUACAUAUGGUAUACUUUUGGAGAAAGCUUUGCCAGACUGUAAAGCUUAAAGCGUAAUAAAAGCAUUGAUUGUUGUUCUGCA
Molecule: messenger RNA, 1795 nt
Organism: Gopherus flavomarginatus (Mexican gopher tortoise)
Lineage: Eukaryota; Metazoa; Chordata; Testudines; Testudinidae
Gene: NIPSNAP3A
Product: nipsnap homolog 3A
Exons: 6
Coding region: 1-912 (303 amino acids)
Cellular component (GO): mitochondrion
Source: RefSeq, a predicted model, not a curated record